CAUCACCACUCCAAUUCAGCUUCCUGCACAUUUACCUCUCUGAGCUCUGCACGGUCACGUCUCUGCCUUGCUGAAAAAGCAAAACCACAGUUGUAUCGAAGUUAAGUCUUAGGUCAGUCUCUAACUGAGUUAGAGAACCUCAGGAGCGACGUUUUGAGCAAGCGCUUUCUCGUCUCUCUCAUCCGGGCAUGGAGUGGCGCGGGCAGUCGACCGUCAGCUCAGCGGUGGCUUUCUCGGAAGCUCAGAGAUGGGUUGAGGAGGUGACCGAAAAAUCUUUUGGGACCAACAACUUCCGAUCGGCGUUGGAAAACGGAGUUCUCCUGUGCGAUCUGAUAAACAAGUUGAAGCCGGGCGUCAUUAAGAGGGUGAACCGCCUCUCCACACCCAUUGCUGGCCUGGACAAUGUGAAUGUGUUCCUGAAGGCUUGUCGGAAGCUUGGAUUGAACGAGGCACAGCUCUUCCACCCAGGUGACCUGCAGGACGUCUCCAGCCGAGUCACCGUCAGGCGAGAAGAAACCAAUAGGAGACUUAAAAACGUGCUGAUCACGCUGUACUGGCUGGGUAGGAAGGCCCAGGCGGACCCCUUCUACACCGGCCCCCUGCUCAACCUCAAGGCCUUCGAGGGCCUGCUGGGAUUCGCCCUGUCUAAGGUGUUGGAGGAGUCGUGCCCGCGCUGGAGUGUGCGUGACUCGGGCUACAGUGAGAGCUGGUACCCAGACAAGGAGGAGCUGCUGGGCCAGCCGCCGGUCAGCUACCGCAGGGAGGACUCCGUGGAGAGCCUGGACUCGGUCGAGUCCCGCACACUUAGCGCCGCAUCAGAGAGCACCCUCAGAGCAGGGAGUGAAGGUUGUGGGAGUGACGCGGAGGCUGAGCAGGGCUUCAGGAUGUCAGACAUGCGUGAUUUCAGGGGGCGGGGCUACAUGCCCACCCCUCUCCGCAGGAAACGGGGAGAGCAGCACGACGACGACCGGACCGGCCCCCUCAUCAGACUACCUCUGCGGACCUAUGUGACUGUGGGGAGUAAGUCCCUGAGUGACAUCCCUCUGGGCUCGUCGACAUCUUUGACCCCUCACCUCUACCGCUCCGCGUUGACCUUUGACAUCGGCUUGGAAGCAGCUGCUGCCGGACAACUCAGGCAGGAGCACCUCCGCAGGAUCCACGGCCGCAUCAAGGAGACUGAGGCCAAGUGGCAGGAGGACCUGACGCGCUGGAAGGACAGGCGGCGCACUACAAACUCUGAUCUUCACAGGAAGAGAGAGGAUAGGGGGCUGGACACACACGAAGAGCUGCUGGAGAGGAGUGAGCAGGAGGCCUUUUGUGGCAGUGUCUACGCCCCCAUCUGCUACUCCUCACACACACACACUCUCGCUCACACACACCCACCCACACCCCACCUGCAGCCGCAGCAGCAGCAGCACGAGGCCGACCUCACACACCGCUCACGUGCUCCGCUGUCCCGUGGUCAGGCCGUGGAGGGUCCAGCAGCCGCCGCCGCCGCCACCUUCAGAGGACGCCUGCCUCCCUCCGAGCCCGCGGCCCAAGGAGAGAGCCUCCCGCUGGGCAGCCUGCCCACGGACCUGGCCUCCCUCCCUGCCCCCGGCUCCGGCUCCAUGCCAGGGCUCAUGGGAAGCAGUGGCAGCCCCGAGAGCCCUGCUAGGAUGGCGAACGGCGCCCAGUCGGUGGCCCCCGGCGCUCUCAAGGUCCACUGGAACAGCCCGGUGUCGUCCAGUCUGACGGGCAGCCCCAUGGCGCGUCCCGGCGGGCCCCAGACCCCGUACGGUGCCAGCGCCGGACUGGACCCCAUGGAGGACCUGCAGGGAGGCGGCCCGCUCUACCGGCCCGGGACCCCCGCGGUGAAGCCCUUCGACGGGGGAUCCAGGAUGUCGUCCACCCUGCCCCGGGGCUUCCGGCGGUCCGAGGGCAGCUCGUGCCUCUCCGCUGGGGUCACCCCGCGGCCCUUUGGGGCCAAGACCUCCUCCAGAGUGUCCAUGUCGAAGCUCUACGCGAAGGAUGACUCGCAUAAAAGCCUCCUGAGCAACACAAAGGGCCCAGCUCUCUUCACCAGUCUGCCUGCCCCCUACGCAAAGGUCGCGCCCUUUGCUGAUUUCGAGCGACCUUUAGCUCCGCCCAUGCAGAGCAGUCCAAGACAGGAGAGAAGGGAGGAAGGUGGGCGGACCUCUGCCGGCAUCAACCAAUCAUCUCCUCCCAACUUCACCGCAUCACUUCCUGACUACACAUCUGGACCUCAGAGUGUGGAGAGUGAGGUGCUCCACAGUGACAUGCGAGUCAGUCUGAACCAGAGACCCAACACCGGUACGGACUUUGGCUUCCAGACCCACUGGGACUCUACUGGAGCCCGCAUCACCUCCAUCCAGCCAGGCAGUCCUGCGGAGCUGUGCCACCUGUGCGUGGGCGAUGAGAUCCUGGCGGUAGGCGGGCACAGCGUGGGGCACAUGAGCUACACGCAGUGGAAGGACAGCAUGGCAGAGGCCCUCGCCAAGGGCAACCUCCUCAUGGACGUGCGGCGCCAUGGACACGCCGACUGGGGCUGGAGCGGUCAUCCUUCCCUGCCGUUUAAAAGCCAUAAGACCCUCAAUCUGACCAGUGCGGAUUCAACACUUGUAGGUCGGCCGGAGCACUACAUCGACGUCAGUCAGGACACCGGCAUCGCCGCAGCCUCUGCUGCCAAGCCCUUAACUAACGGCCUGACCCACAGCAAUGUGGGACCCUCACAAAUGAAUGGUGGUUUCCACAAUGAGGCUGUGACUUUGAGAAACAAAGACUAUGAGCGCAUUGCUAUGAAAAACCGUAGAAGGAGGCUAGAAUUUUUUUCAGGAGGAUCAGAAUCCGCCAUAUCUGAUCUGCAGGUUCCGUCCAUCAGCGCGCCGGCCGGCCGCUGGUCCUGGGACCCGGAGGAGGAGAGGAAGAAGCACGAGUCCUGGCAGAGAGAGCAGGAGCGCCUCCUGCAGGAGAAGUACCAGCGAGACCAGCAGAGGCUGGAAGAUGAGUGGCGACGAGCCCAGCAGGAAGUGGGUGGUGGUGGUGGUAACCAUGGCGAUGGGCUCAGGGGGCCAGAGGAGCACAGAGCCUUUGAAGUGGCCAAUGGCGGCACUCCACGACCUUUUUCCCGCCAAUCCGCUUCCUCGCCAUUUGUGACCUCCAAUCAGUAUCCAGAGGAGGAGGCGCCAGUGAAGGCGAGGGAGGAGCCAGUGCACAGUGCAGACAGCUCCCCGUCAAAGGAGGCGGGGCUAUAUGAGUGUGGAGGCACCACAGCCAAUCAGUGGCCUGACGAGUCGUACAGCUUUGCCACGCUCGCUGCUGCAGACAGGACUAAGUCCAAGUCCACCCCAACACUGGACUCCAUUCACCAGCAUGAAGACAGAGGUGCGGUGCGGGUGGAGAAGAAGCUGGGUCAGCAGAUGUCGCAGGUGGAGUUCGAGCGGCAGCAGAUCCUGACGGAGAUGCGUAAACGGACUCCGCUGAACCGGGACAGCAGCUGGAUCCGCCAGCGCAGCAGCAGCAGCAGCAGCAGCCACUACAAGGAGCCCAUCGUCCUGGGCAACCCCGUCAGGAGGUUCGAGUCCCUGGAUGACCUCCACAGCGGCGGCUCCUGGACCAGGCCCUCCUCGGCCGCCUCCAACCCCAUGCGGCCGCACUCUGCCAUGGGCAGCGUCGGAGGAUACCGGGGCCCCGGCCGCUACAGCAUGGGAGCCAUGGGUGGAGCUGGUGGUGGUGUUGGUGGAGGUUCUUCCACCCUCCCGGCCUCUCUCUCCGCCAGCUGCCUGAGGCAGGGGCCCUGGGCCCGGCCCGCCUCCACCUCCCCCACCCCCUUACGGGAGGAGAUGUCCCCUCAGCGCAUCAGCAAGCCCCUGAGUGGGCGGCGGGUGUGUACGCGCUGUGAGCGCCCCCUGGCGCGGGGCGCUGCCAUGGUGAUUGAGUCUCUGGGCCUCUGCUUCCACCUGGCCUGCUUCAAGUGUGUCAGCUGCAGAAGUGAGCUGCGACGUCCCGGCCCCGGUUCUCAGGUGCGGGUCCGGAACCGACAGCUGUUCUGCGACGGCUGCUACGGACGGAUCCGAGGUCGCCCCAUACCCAAAUGACCACAGUCCAUUGCAGCGAAUCCAGGAGACGCCUUCAAUUGCUGAUCCAUAACACACACACGCACACACACACGCACACACAGAUUAGAUAUCUAAACAUCUCCAUACUGCAGGCUGUUUUAUAAGAUCUGCCCUUAGACCGUCUACUUAAUACACACUCACAUACAUGCACAAUAUCAUUUAGACAAUCUUGGCAGUGGAUAGACGUGUUUUUAAUAUAUUUUUCUCGUAGCCAGUUAGUGAGUGUGUGAAUGAGUGGGUCAGUUGGAUGUUGUACUGCAGUGGCCAGAGGUGCCUGUGUCCAGUUGAGAACUUUCAGUCCAGUUCUGAUUCCGAGUCUCCAUGUUGUCUGACUUAUGGAUGAGUGUGUGUGUCUGGCUUUGACUGAGAUGAAGGAAAUUUAAAUAAUAAUAAUAUGACAUGUACAUGUAUGUGAAAUGAUGAUGUAUGAGGAUUUGUUAUUACUUUGACAUUAGCUUCUUCCCCCUGUAUAGCUUAAUAUAUAUAACACACAUAUUUAAAGGAUAUUUAAAUGCACUCUCGGGUAGGUUGGAUGCACUUUUUAACCCUAUUAAAUCACAUGCUGUAAUUCUUAAACUCGGGGAGAUGAUGGAUGUCCUUAUAUGGUUUGGUAUCGGAAUGGGAAGAGCUUAUUUAGAGUAUUUUCAAAUUUUAAAUAAUACAUUUCAGAAUUAUUUGUAAAUAAAACUAUUAAAUAAUGGAUUUUACCCAAACCAAA
Molecule: messenger RNA, 4836 nt
Organism: Sardina pilchardus (European sardine)
Lineage: Eukaryota; Metazoa; Chordata; Actinopteri; Clupeiformes; Clupeidae
Gene: lmo7b
Product: LIM domain 7b
Exons: 30
Coding region: 189-4097 (1302 amino acids)
Biological process (GO): regulation of signaling; regulation of cell adhesion
Molecular function (GO): protein binding
Source: RefSeq, a predicted model, not a curated record